CCUGUCUCUCGGUCUCUUCACUGCGAAGUGCUCGUCAUGGAGCCAUGGCGAUGAUCUUUCAUGUCCAAGCUCUUCCUGUGGAUCGUUUUCUUGCUGGUCAGGACGUUGGAAGCACAGCUGCCUCUGGCCAUCGUUCGAGCUUACGCAAGCUCCAAAGAAAUAGAAGAUCUGGAAAAAAAUUUCAAUGUCUGGAACACGGUGCUUCCCUGCGACAGCGACCCUGGCGUAGCUGUGGACCUCAUCUUGGUCUAUAGCCGUAGUUUCCAGGAGAACCCGCUAGCUCAGCAAGCGACGCAGAAUGUGAUCAAUUCUUUCGAGUCCGGCCAGGCGGCCUGGGCCAUUUGCUUCCGCUCGAUCACCGCCUUUGGGGCCAACUUGUCCGCGGACGAGGACGUCUAUGACAUCCGUGGGUAUUCUGCACGGAACGAUUGGGCAAAUGGUCCCAAUAUGGUCUUCAAUUUCAUCAUGAAUUCCUUCUAUGAUGGGACCUUUGGGACGUAUGAUGCCAUGUUCUUCAUGGAGCUGGAUGCGGAGCCGGUUCGCAGCAACUGGCUGAUGCAGUUCAUCUCCGAAGCCUAUGAUCCCUUCACCGCCAUUCGCGGGAGCCGCUAUCGAGGUGACACUUGGGAUGCCUAUUUGUCAGACAUUCCUCAAGAUGUGUUAUUCCACAUCAAUGGCAAUGCCAUCUACAACUUGACGCAUCCCUGGAUGGCACGCCUCGUCGAGAUCCUGGACACCGAAAUCUAUACCAAUAAGUUGAGAACCGCCUUCGACGUGCGCAUGGCCGCGCUCACGCUGGAGGAAUACGCCAACGCGCAGGAUAUCCCAUACAGAGGAGAUUCUCGUUUGGUUGGGAACUAUGCCCAGACGCUGCUCAACACAAGCUUUGAAGUGAUCGAGUACAUUCGUCAUGGGUCAGCAGCCAACGUCUUCAACAAUGUGGAUGAGUUCAACAUCACCUUGGGCGUGCUCAACAACUCAGAUAUGAGUGCGCUGGUGGCGUCCUUUUACGCGUCGCAUCCCUUCCGGAAGAUCUUGGUGAUCGGCGACGACCAGGGCCUCGAGGGCAGCAUCGAGAUCUCCACCACGCGAGGCCCGACGGUCGUGGAGGGCUUUCGGAAGACGGAGCCCUGGGAGAGCGCCUUCUGCGAGCUGGCGCAGAGGGUGACCACCAAGUACGUGACCUUCGCGGACUCCCACGCCGUGCUGGCCGCGCCGAUCUACGUGCUCGUGGACGCGGCAGGCAAGCCUGUCUUGCCCUACAUCCCUGCCGAGAGCUUCUACUGCACCUCCACCACCACGUGCACCGCGGAACUCGAGGAGGCUGAGACCUUGUUCGGUGUCAAGCUGAACUAUCACCAAGACAUUUUCGAGACCGUCUUCGAAACGGAGCAGUUCCUGCGCUUCUGCGACGCCUUCAAACUCGUGGCGAGUAACUUGGGUACCUAUGACAGCUGUGGCCUUGUGAACGGCAUCACUGCGGAUGCCUUCAUGGCCUGGGCCAUCUCGAUUACCGACGAGCCCUUCAAUUUCGUGCCGAAGAACAAGGAGCGCCUGGGCGCGCGCUCCUGGGGCAUCCUCGCCACGGCGCACGAGGUGGAUACCCGAAAUUGCUCGGUCUACACCGAGGAGCAGAAGACCGUGAUCGCAAGCAACAUCACCCACUGUGGGAAGAUCAUCGAGGACGCCUCGCAGUGCGAGAUGACCACGAACUGCACUUGGCGGCCGUUGUUUGGCUCCGGCCGCUGCGUGGACACGGUAGAGAGUCGAUUCUUCAACUUCUUCUGGACGCCGCCCAGCGUGGAGGAGACCUCCACGAGCGUCACCACGACCUCGGUGACCAGCACGGUGAGCUCGACCGAGACCAGCACCGUGACGGGCACGACGGUCACCGGCACUGGCACCACGGUCACCGGCACCGCGACCACACAGACGGUGACGGUCACCAGCACCUGGACCACGGUGACAGGAACCACGAGCGUGACGGGCACGAGUGUGACCGGCACGACGAGCGCCAGCACGGUGACAGGCACCUCGGUGACGACGGUGACCAGCACGACCGUCAGCUUCACAGGUACCACGGUGACCUACACCACAGCGACCUGGACAGCGCUGAAACAAUGCUUUGGCGGGUUGCCGCUGGAUUACGAGACCAGCUCCUGCCAGUUUGUCUUCAGCGGAGGCACCUGCACCGUGGAAUGCAUCCGACCCUUGUGGGGCUCCUCCGAGUACGUCUGCGACCACACCACUGGACUCUUUGUAGGCUCCUUGCCCACGUGCACCGAGCGCUACUGCGAGUACCCACCGGGCGAGGAGGUGUCGAGCUUCUAUCAGAGCGACUGCCAGAACAUCACGGCCGGCGGCAUGUGUGUGGUUUCAUGUCCCGCAGGAUACGUCCCUGCGGAGUCGAUGUACUUCUGUGGUCCAGACUGGACCCUGUGGGGCAUUCUGCCACCCUGCGAGAGGACUCAGUGCGACCCGGGCACCCUGCCGCCGUCCACCGGGGCGGAUUUCAGCCAGUGCAUUUGGGCGCAGAUCUUCGCUGGAGACAUUUGCACGGUGCCCUGCAUGUUCGGCUAUGGAGGUGCGACGCCCGAGAACAUGACCUGCCUGGAGUCCGGCGACUUCCAGGGGCAGUCCUUGACCUGUGAGCCCAAGAGCUGUGUCCCCACGUGGCCCAGCAAUGUCAGCUUCGAAGUGAACUGCCGAGAUGCCAGUGCGGCAUCGCUGGCGUCGGCAGUGCACGGAGAUAUCUGCGUGGCCUACUGCAUGCAGGGCUAUGCCGGGCAGUCGACGCAGCUGCAAUGCGUGGAUGGCAGCUUCCAAGGAAGCUUGCCGACCUGUCUCCCGGUCACCUGCACCUGGCAGGGCUUCACGCUGCGCCAGAAUGUGGACAACACGGAUUGCGACGGGAAGAAGGUGGAGGAGACCUGUCAGUUGACCUGCGAGGUGGGCUACGAUGCCACGGGGAGCUCCAACGUCCUGUGCCAAACAGACAACUUCUUCAGCGAGCCGCAGCUCACCUGCUCCCCCUCCACCUGCGGAGACCUGUCGCUGGUCUCAGGCUUUCCCGCCCACGUGAUUGGGCACGACUGUGCAUCGGCGGCCUUCCAGAGAUCUUGUUCGGCCUUUUGCCUGGACGGCUAUCGGCAAGAGGGUGGCAUGGCGAGCCUGAAGUGCUCUGGGGGGACCGUAUUCGAAGGCUAUACCAACCAAAGUGGCCAACCGCCUGAGCCGCCCACGUGUGUGGCUUUGCCCUGCACCAGCGGCUUUCCCACCAUGCGAGGAGCCGUCCACAAUUGCUCCGGGGUGGUCACCGGAGAAUCCUGCACGGUGGAAGCGAUGACAGGCUACGAAGCGGUUCCUGCACUGAGCGUUUUGCUGUGCUUGGCCGAUGGCAGCCUCUCUGGUCAAAUGCCAGAGAUUCAGCCUGCCAGAUGUGCUGAUGGCAAUUUUAGCGAAGGCGUCGGCAGCACUUGCAGAGACAAGUUGGUGGAUGCCGAGUGCUGGGCCUACUGCCAGAGGGGCUAUGUGGGCGAUCCGCAGAGGUACUUCUGCCGCGUCAACGCGGCCACGGGGCUACCAGAAGUCGUCGCCGAGAACGUGGAGGCGACCUGCGCCGUGGACGCCAACGCCACCAACACCACGGCCGGCGGCGCGCGACGCCUGCAGAGCACGCCGUGCGACGCCACGUCGGCGCAGUCCUUUGGCUUGCAAGACGUGCAGUUCGUGCAUUCCUGUGCGAACCUCCCGCACGACGAGGUUUGUGUGGCGCACUGCGACUUCGGCUGGGAACUCACCAGUGCCGUGCAGGUCCUAGUCUGUGAUACUGGAAACUUGCAAGGGAUCUUGCCGGAGUGUCAACCUUUGCCCUGCAACUUCUCUUGGCCGGGCCCACAGGUGAGCCAUAACUGCACCGGAGCGGUGACCGGCGAGUCAUGUGCCGCCAGCUGCAUCCCGGGCUACACGGGCCAAGCGACCAGCAUGUACUGCUCGUCCUCAGGGAACUUCGCGGGCACCGAACCGACUUGCGAGCCCAUCGUGUGUGAUGCCCCUCAGAUGGACCCGAAGUUUUCCCACGACUGCAGUGGUAUCCAGCUGGGGCAGACCUGCACCGUGGUCUGUGCUGCCGGCUACGAUCUCGCGGGAGAACCUGGCCGCAUUUCCUGCAGCACCGAUGGCAGCUUUACCGGGGAAUUGCCCAAUUGCAGUGCCGUCUCUUGCGCCAACAUCGUGCCGAAUGACAUCGCCUUCGGCCGCGAUGGCUGUGAUGGAAUGAUCUUCGGUGACAUCUGCAACGUCACGUGCAACCCGGGCUACGUGGCCAAUACGACCACCUUGGAGUGCAGCAGUCAAGGCGCUUUGGUUGGGCGUUUGCCCAUCUGCAGAGCUGAACCCUGCUCAGUCAGCCUUUUGCUGCGGCCCGAGCUGAUGAGCAACUGCGAGGGUGUCACCUUCGGCAAGAAUUGCAGCGUCUUUUGUGCAGCAGGCUUUGAAGCGGCGGACGGAGCGGGAUUGGAACAGUUCAGUUGCAAGAAAGGCGGCCUCUUGGAAGGCGCCUUGCCGAAUUGCGUGGCCGCGCCCUGUGUGGAUGGCCUUCCUCUGCCCUCUGAUCGGUCCGAUGACAACUGCACCAGCUUGACCUUCGGGGAGACCUGCACCGAGCAAUGCGCGGAAGGUUAUGGCGGUGCUCCGGUGUCGUACUCCUGCGGUUCAGACAGUGUGGCCACAGCCAGCUCCACCUCGAACUGCAGGAUAUCUCAGUGCGCAGGGGAUGUGGUCCCAGCACUUUUGGAGAGUACCUGCACCAACGUUUCCUUUGGACGAAGCUGCUAUGCCUAUUGCCCACCGGGCUAUGUUGGCGAGACGCUGGCGACGCGCUUGCAAUGCUUCGGUCCCUCCUCCGGGCUGCCGGUGGUGGGCAACGCGCAGGAUGUGGUGACACUUCGCGGUACGCUUCCUGACUGUGCGGCUGCCCCCUGCACCUCCAACAUCCCUUGGCAGGUAGAAUACCAGCAUAACUGCAGCACUGUGGUCACUGGCCAGCAUUGCAUGGUGUCCUGUGCCGAUGGUUGGUUCGGUGACGUGCAAGUGUUAAGCUGCCAGGCCUCUGGGGUGCUCCGUGGAGACUAUCCCAGCUGUGUGACGACGACCUACACCUCGACCUGGACGACCACCCGGACGGUGCUCAUGAGACUCUUGAAGAUGAACGGCGCCUACCGAUUGGAUUGGUCCAACCGGAACGCCUCGAAGGAUUCAUUAGCGGAAUCAGCUGUGGAGCAGAGCCUCUACAGCAUUCUGAAUGGAACCUUAGAGGAUCGCAUGAGCCCUGUCAUCACCGUCCGCGUGAAUCAGUCCGACGUGCAGGAUGCAGUAGACCUCCUGUUCGAGAUCGAGCUGUGGGUCACGAACGACACGGUGCUGCUGCUGGCGGAGGAGCUGGAACAGCUCUUCGAUCCGGCUCACGUGCCGGUCGUUCAGGCGGCACUUCGCAACAGUGGCGUUGAGUCGUUGUCCACGGUGACCAUCGCGCGCUUCGAGGGAACCUUUGUCGUCGACGGCACGGAGACCGUGGCGACCGUGGUCUUUGUCGCCACGGCCUUCGAAGCGGGCGAGAUGGUGGAGACGGACGAGCAUCCGAAGAAUGCCAGCGCGUUGAUUGUGCCUCUGGUCUUGUUGGUGAUGCUACUCACCGUGGUCACCGGCUACAUCUUCGUCAGGGUGAGACGAAUGAUGCUCGCGCAAGCGGAGCGGAGGAGGCAGAGGAAAGCUGCCGCCCAAGAGAUGCAUGCCUCGGUGCUGCCGGGCGACAAGGGUGGCGCCAAAGGCCGCGAGGUGCGCAUCAUGGAAGGCCGCGAAGAAGUGCAGGAGGUGCCAGCGAUGAGGGAGAUCUUGGACGAACGCGACGACUUCAAGGCGAAGACCAAGAGCAGCCUGUCGAUGUCAGGUGAUGAGCUUCAGCUCAUGGCCGAUCUGGGCAUCUCUCUCCAGGAGGAGGACGACGUGUCGAUGACAGAAGAAGAGAAGCAGAUGCUGAAGGACGCAGGCCUCUCCUUCACUCAGGAUGACGAGAGCUCCAUCGGCGGCGAGAUGAGGUUCGAGCUGUCGGAGCUGGGCAUCACUCUCGAGGGAGGGUCGAAGAGCAGCCUCGAACUCUCAGGUGAGGAAAAUCGUCAGUUGGAAGAAGCCGGCAUCCAGUUUGAGGACGACGAGGAGGAGGAGGAGUAUCCGAUGCUGGAGGAUGACCUGGCACGUGAAAUCAUCGACGUGGAUGACUUGUUCGAGGAAGAUUCGAAUCUCUUCAGCGAGGACGAGCGCGAUCGGUCAGUUCGGGUCGAGGUGAUGGACACGAGCACUCAUCCCCCCAGGAUCAACCCCAGCAGAGACCUGAGCGACGUCGGGAUCCACUUCGAGGAUGACGGCACGAGUGAACAUCAGUAUGUAGUUUGAGAAGCCUCAGCACCAUUGCUCAUGAGGAAUGGAUGUAUUAUAGAUUCUUCGGCCUAAGGCCAGAAUUUCUGCAGCCCUUUUUCUGCCCCAAACCCAGGUCAGAACGCGCGACUUUCGGGGGCUGCUGCCCCCCGAACAUCGUCGCGCGGACGCCUGGUGAUCUGCUAAUUACUGGUAGACCCCAAAAAGACCCAAAUUUGCGCAAAGCUUCGAGCUGAAUCUCAGGAUCAGCCGCAGCCGCAAAUCUAUAGUGCAUCUGCCACCCCAAACGGGGUGCCACCGCUGCGAUUCGCUUCGCCGCUGCUUCUUGGGCGGCGAAAGAAGAAAGGUUCUCCGAACAAGGCUUUCGGGGCGGUUGGGACGUAUGAGCCCACCUCCUCGAACUUUCAUACUUGGACACCCACAAGUUCGAAGAGUGUGAAG
Durusdinium trenchii is the source of this 6873-nucleotide messenger RNA. Lineage: Eukaryota; Dinophyceae; Suessiales; Symbiodiniaceae. The record is from the annotation of a GenBank genome assembly.